Messenger RNA from Microthlaspi erraticum, 1155 nucleotides. Lineage: Eukaryota; Viridiplantae; Streptophyta; Magnoliopsida; Brassicales; Brassicaceae. The record is from the annotation of a GenBank genome assembly.
AUGGAAGUUUGCGAGGAACCAAAUUCAGAUAACUUGAAGAAGAACAAACCCUUGACUCCGAUUAGGAUUCUAAGGGGUGUGAUGAUCUUGCUGGUGUUUCUCUCCACCGCAUUCAUGUACCUAAUCUACUUCGCGCCGAUCUUCGCUCUAGCGCUACGGCUUCUGAGUGUGCACCAAUCAAGGAAAGCCAUCUCCUUUCUCUUCGGCCACUGGCUAGCUCUCUGGCCUUACCUCUUCGAAACGGUCAACGGAACAACCGUGGUCUUCUACGGAGACAGCGUUCCGGUUGAGAAACGCGUUUUACUCAUCGCUAACCACAGGACGGAGGUUGAUUGGAUGUAUCUCUGGAACAUUGCGUUGAGGAAAGGCUGUCUUGGUUACAUCAAGUACGUCCUCAAGAGCAGCUUGAUGAGACUGCCUAUCUUCGGCUGGGGGUUUCAUGUUCUUGAGUUUAUACCUGUUGAGAGGAAGCGUGAGGUUGAUGAGCCUGUGAUGCUUCAAAUGCUCUCGAGUUUUAAAGAUCCGAAAGAGCCUUUGUGGCUCGCUCUGUUCCCUGAAGGAACCGAUUUCACUGAAGAGAAAUGCAAGAGAAGCCAAAAGUUUGCAGCUGAAGUUGGUCUUCCGCUGUUAUCAAACGUACUUCUACCGAAAACAAGAGGCUUUAGCGUUUGCUUUGAAGCUCUACACAACUCUUUGGAUGCAGUGUAUGAUUUGACUAUAGCAUAUAAGCCUCGUUGUCCAUCUUUCAUGGACAAUGUAUUUGGGACUGAUCCUUCAGAAGUUCAUAUCCAUGUUCGGAGAGUUCUUGCAAACGAGGUUCCAGCGAGCGAUGAAGAGUCUUCUGCUUGGUUGAUGGAUUCGUUUCAGCUGAAGGACAAGCUGCUAUCGGAUUUCAGUGCUCAAGGGAGGUUCCCAAAUCAAAGACCAGAUCAAGAAGAGCUCUCUGUUUUGAAGUGCAUUGCAACUUUUGGAGUGGUGAUAUCUUCGACGGCGUUGUUCAUUUACCUGAGCUUGUAUUCACAUAGCUGUUUCAAAGUGUAUGUUGGUUUAAGCUUCACGUAUUUGUCAUUUGCUACUUAUUACAAGUUUCGACCUUCGUCAUCUGUUGUUGGCUGUUGUAUAGGUGAUUCUAGUAAAGAAGCCAAAAACCAUUGA